This is a messenger RNA of Penaeus vannamei (Pacific white shrimp), 765 nucleotides long. The record is from RefSeq and is a predicted model, not a curated record. Lineage: Eukaryota; Metazoa; Arthropoda; Malacostraca; Decapoda; Penaeidae.
AUGCUGCAGGAGACGCCCACGGCGGCGACGACGGUGGCGUGGCGGGUGUGGUGGGCAGCCAGCGUCGACCUCGCUUUGCACGCCCGUGCCAAGGGGGACCGUCAAGCAGUGAGGCAGACGCUCAGCGUGAUCACGGACGACAUCGCCGUCGUCCUGGCCGCCAUGGGGCGGGGCCACGCCGCAUCGCAGGAGCACGACGGCCCCAAAGACGAACAGGAAGAGGAGGCAAUGCCCCUGAGUUCGGCAAGGACGCCGGCAUCUGUUUGUUCUCAAGGCACCAGCAGGAAGGGCUCCCUGCCGCCCCUGCCCCCGCCCCGCAUCCUGCCUCUGCUGAUGGCCACUCUGCACGCGCGCGACGUCGUGGCAACUCUCGUUCGCAACAACACAAGCACCUCCCGGAGCUUUACUUGGUUGGCUCAGCCCCGGUACACGUGGCAGCCCCAGCACGAGCUCCUCCAGCUGCGCGCCGCACAUCGUGCCCUCGACUACGGCUACGAGUACAGCGGCUGCGGCCCGGCAGACUACGUGCUGACGCCGCCCACGGAACGCUGCUUGCUGGCGCUCUUCACCGCCGUCGCCGCCCACUCACCACCCCUACUACUCGGCGGCGUCGACGGCGGCUGCGGGCGGCAGAGUCUGGUUUCGACGGCGUCUCACCUGGCCGGGAGACUCAUUACCUCAUUCACGCUCUCAUCGCUCACCUCAUCGGCGAGCCUCACGGCGCUCCUCACAGAUCUGAAGGAAGAUGAGGUUCAAAGCUGUUGA